Molecule: messenger RNA, 1368 nt
Organism: Alternaria atra
Lineage: Eukaryota; Fungi; Ascomycota; Dothideomycetes; Pleosporales; Pleosporaceae
Exons: 5
Coding region: 1-1368 (455 amino acids)
Biological process (GO): carbohydrate metabolic process; GDP-mannose biosynthetic process
Cellular component (GO): cytosol
Molecular function (GO): mannose-6-phosphate isomerase activity; zinc ion binding
Source: RefSeq, a predicted model, not a curated record
AUGCGGAACCCUCUUAUCAGACUAGAAUGCGGUGUAAACAGCUACGACUGGGGGAAAGUCGGCAAAGACUCCGCAGCAGCCAAGUUCCACGCUGCGACAGCUUCAGACUUCUCGAUUGAAGAGGAGAAACCAUACGCCGAGCUAUGGAUGGGCACGCACCCGUCGCUUCCUUCCAAAGACCUCGAGACCCAGCGAACACUUUUGGACCUCGUCCAAGAAAACCAGGCUCUGCUCUCUACAGAGAUCGCUGAGCGCUAUGAGAAUAAGCUCCCCUUCCUGUUCAAGGUCUUAUCCAUCAACAAGGCCCUGAGCAUCCAGGCACAUCCAAACAAGAAGCUCGCCGAACAGCUACAUGCAAGUGAUCCAAAGAACUACCCAGAUGACAACCACAAGCCUGAAAUGACCAUCGCGGUCACUCCCUUCGACGGCCUCUGCGGCUUCCGACCCCUCGCUGAAAUCGCCCACUUCCUGAAGACUGUUCCUUCAUUGCGCAAGCUGGUCGGCGAAGAAGAAGCUAAGAAGUUCGAGGAUACCAUCAGCGGCAAGGAAACUUCAGACAAGGAGGAGGAUAUGCAGGAAAACAAGAAGGCUCUACAAUCCAUCUUCACAAAGCUCAUGAACACAGACAAGGACGCACUAUCAUCUGCCAGUGAAGAGCUUGUUGAGGCAGCUAAGUCUGAGGGCGAGAAGUUCGCGGACGGUGGCCCACCCUCCAACGACGGCAAAGAGCUCGCAGACCUUGUCGUCCGCCUCAACUCUCAGUUCCCCAGCGAUAUCGGUCUAUUCGUUCAGUUCUUCCUCAACUACGUGAAGCUUGAUAUCGGCGAGGCUAUGUUCCUCAAGGCUGAUGACAUCCACGCCUACCUCUCUGGCGAUAUCAUCGAGUGCAUGGCCAGCUCCGACAACGUUGUCCGCGCAGGAUUCACACCCAAAUUCAAGGAUGUGGACAAUCUGACAAAGAUGUUGACGUACAGCUAUGCGCCCAUCAGCGAGCAAAAGAUGGAGCCCAAGGACUACUCACACGUUCGGCUGAAUGCACCUGCGUAUAGUUCCAACAGCAGCAACAAGCUGUACAACCCACCGAUUCCUGAGUUUGCUGUGGUGCGAACGGCUCUCAACCGUACUGGUGGCAAGGCAACGUUUGAUCCGAUUGAUGGACCAAGCAUCAUCCUCUGCACCAAGGGCAAGGGAACGAUCAGCGUGGGACCCAAGGAGGAAGAGCUGAAGGAAGGCUUCGUCUACUUUGUUGGCGCUACAGCCGAGGUUGUCAUCAAGAGUGACGUGGAUGCUGAAGAUGAAGAGGGUGCAGAAGGCCUGGUAACAUUCAAGGCGUUCUGCGAGCUCGGAGACGGCAAAGGCAAAUUAUGA